CGCCGAGCCUAAGGCCUGCUUAAGAUUACCUCUCUCUUUCCCUCUGCCCCUCUCCCCCACUCGCGCGCGCUCUCUCUCAAAUAACAAUAAAAGAAAUUCCGAAACCACAGCUCGAUUGAAGAAAUGUUACAGACUGAAAUGUUUCCCCUCAGACGCCUCAGUCUGCUUUCUAUUAUCAGGCCUCCUUAUUUAAAUUUGUACUGAGACUUUCAGUUUUUUCUCAUAUAGUGAAUUUUCAUUUUCUCUCACAUGGUGAGAGCAUCUGUGUCGCGGGGGAGUUUCUCUAUAUUACCAAAAAUAAGUGUUGUCUACCAUCUCCUUUGUUAAUGAUGGUGCACAUAAAUUUUUGUUUCUCUCUGGUUUAAUUUAAAUCACCGAAAAAUCCACCAUUGUUGGUAACAAGCAAUGAUGUAACUAACCCCUCUGCAUUUUCAGUAGUAUACGUCAAUUCUCCAGGAGACAUACUUGCCUUAAUAUUGGGGGCUUUUGGGUAAAUACCAAAGGAAAAAAUAUUGCCAGUCCAAGACAUCACUCCGUUUUUUGUUCUGUGGCCCAAUCGAUCAUUCUAAGGCGAUUUUCCAGCCUGUUCUAGCGAACCUUCAUCUGUCUCAUGGACUGUCAGUCUUUUAACAUCAUUCCUACAAAAAUGUACGGCUGUGCUUCCUUAGGGAAUCUUUGGGGCCUAUGGAAAAUUCCACUGCUGUAGUACACGGUGGUUGCUGAUCACCUGAGUCAGAAUCAGCUGGAAUCAAGGACACCCUACAAGUCACAGUGUCUCUACGAGAACCAACGUCUGGUUGGUACACUCCUGUAGGUGCAAGCCUCUUGGCGAGUCAGUGGUGUCUUUGUGCAAAGAAAAAUGCGCUUCCUCUAACCUGUGCCAGGGCGCGUGUGGGCUGGAUGUCAGCCUCGGCGGCCUCUUCACCAGCACACCUCAGGACAACGCCGUGCCUUCGCCUGGGAUACGUGUGGAAGACGCAGGCCCCAGGGACCCUUCCCACACCUACUGAGUGACAGUCUGUUCAAGUGAACUUGUUGGAAAAGCUCCAGAACGUUUGUUCUAGUGAGUGGAGAGACUGGAGGAAGGAAAACUCUUUGAAAGCAUUCUAGUCAUCCUGCCGUGAAAUUCAGUUACCUCUGACUUUUGAAGAUGUUGCCAUUUAUUUCUCUGAACAAGAAUGGCAGAAUCUGGAGGCAUGGCAGAAGGAGCUUUACAAGCAUGUAAUGAGAACCAACUAUGAGAUUCUUGUUUCUCUAGAUGAUGGACUUCCCAAACCAGAACUAAUAUCACGGAUUGAACAGGGGAAAGAGUUCUUCAAGAACUGGGGAGAAUCACAGAAAUCAGGAAACAUAAUUUGCUCUUCAGCUGAUCUGCAUUUUGAUCCAGUUAUUGAGGGACAUCUGUUUUGGCGAAGUCAACAAGCUGUGAAAUCAGGAGAAGCUAAAUGCCGGUUCCAAGUAGAUCUCCUACAGGGCCAGUGCCCCUCUGAACCCUCACUAGGAGGAAGGGCAGGUGCUUCCUUCAGGCCUGACGGGAGGAUCGCUCUCGUGAAUCCACACAGACAUGUCGCAUGGGCUCCAAUUCCAGUAGUCCCCAGCUGCAGGGAACCUACCUGGAGAGAAGGAAUCCCAAGUCCCAGAACUCUGGCUCCCCCUGCCUUUCAGGAGGAAAGCUCCUGGGAGGGCACCCAGCACCCAAGCGCUGUUAGUGAGGAAAGCUUUUGGAAGAAGAAUCACUUAGAGAAGCACGAGAGCCACUUGAGUGACCAGCCGUGUAGGCCCUGGAAGAAAUUCAGCAAACAAGCUGAUCCACGGCAACAGCGCAGCAUCCCUCAGGGUCGGAGGCAUUUCCGGUGUCACGACUGCGGGCGGAGCUUCCACCGGAAGCGGUAUUUGCUCAGGCAUCUGGCUGUACCGGCGGGGACGAGCCCCCCGCAGGGCCCUGGAUGUAAACGGUGCGGCCCGCGCAAGCAGAUCCUUCUCGGCCACCGCCUCCGGCGCAGGGGGGAGAGGCCUUCCCAGUGCCCCAGGUGCGACCGGAACGCUCUCCCGAAGAACAGCCUGGCGGCUCCCCAGGGCCAGCCCAGCAGGGGGAGGCUGGUCUCCCGUGGCGAGGGCGACCUGGCCCUCCCAGGGAAGGCACGGCGGGCCAGCUUGCGCUCGGGAGGGAAGCCAGGCCCGUGGCCGGGGGCCGCGGAGACUGUCCGGCACCGCCCCGCCGGGGAGAGGCCGUUGUCUUGCCCCGAGGGUGGCGAGCGCUUCGCUGCCGGGUCCCAGCUCCCCAGCCACAAACGGGUGCACGCGGGAGAGCGGCCCUUCUGGUGCCAGGAGUGCGGCGACAGCUUCCGCCCGGGUGGCUCGCUGGAGGUCCACCGGCGCGCGAACGGCGGCGGCAGACCCUUCUCCUGUGCCAAGUGCGGCAAGGGCUUCGCCAAGCGGUGUAAGCUCACGGAGCACGUCCGAGUGCACAGCGGGGAGAGGCCCUUCGGGUGCGCCGACUGCGGCCGGAGCUUCCGCCAGAGGGGACAGCUGCUGCGGCACCGGCGCCUGCACACGGACGAGAAGCCCUUCCAGUGCCCGGAGUGCGGGCUGAGCUUCCGCCUCCAGAGCAUGCUGAGAGCACACCGGCUCCGGCACGGCGGGGAGAGGCCGUUCUCCUGCGGCGAGUGCGGCAGGGGCUUUGCGCACCGCUGCAAGCUCCGGGAGCACCUGCGGGUGCACAGCGGGGAGAGGCCCUUCCGGUGCCCCGAGUGCGGCAAGAGCUUCCGCCUCAAGGGCAUCCUGAAGGCCCACCAGCGCACCCACAGCAAGGAGAGGCCCUUCUCGUGCGGGGAGUGCGGCAAGGGCUUCACCCGGCAGUCCAAGCUCGCCGAGCACUUCCGCGUGCACAGCGGCGAGAGGCCCUUCCGCUGCUCCAGCUGCGACCGGAGUUUCCGCCUCAAGGGGCAGCUGCUUAGUCACCAGCGCCUGCACACAGGCGAGAGACCCUUCCAGUGCCCCGAGUGCGGCAAGAGCUACCGCGUCAAGGCCGACAUGAAGGCCCACCAGCUGCUGCACGGCGGGCAGAUGCCCUUCUCCUGCGAGUGCGGCAAAGGCUUCGCCAAGCAGUCCAAGCUCAUCGAACACGUUCGGACGCACACGGGGGAGAAGCCCUUCCAGUGCCCCACGUGCGACAAGAGUUUCCGCCUGAAGGCGCAGCUGCUCAGCCACCAAGGCCUGCACACAGGCGAGAGGCCCUUCCACUGUCCCGAGUGUGAUAAGAACUUCCGAGAGAAGGGACACAUGCUGAGGCACCAGCGCAUACACAGACCCGAGAGGCCGUUCGCCUGCGGCGACUGUGGCAAGGGCUUCAUCUACAAGUCCAAACUUGCCGAACACAUCCGCGUGCACGCCAAAUCCUGCAGUGCCCCCAGCGAGCCUGACGUCAAGAAGAGGCUCAGCCAGCUGUUCGCGAUGAUCGAGGCUGACUGGAGUUGAGGCCGGGAAGGGCGUCCAGAGCCUUCGGCAGGCUUGACGUUCCCUGGGAAUCCACAGCAGCCAUAGCGAAACCCGCCGGGAGACAGAUUUUAGGAACAGGGGCCCUUUUUUGACCAAGAAUGGAACCAAGUUAGGAGUAUGAGAAGCCACAAAGGAUUUUCUCGGCUAAAACAUCACCAGGAAGGGGCGCCUGGGUGGCCCAGUCACUUGAGCAUCCGACUCCUGAUUUCGGCUCAGGUCAUGAUCUCAGGAUUUCACAGAUGGUAAAAGAUCCAGAGUGUUCAAAAUAUUGUUAAAAACUAGAGGUGCCUUGGAGAAAGUCAAGAAGAAAGAAGAGAGGGGAAAACGUUUUCAAAAUACGAAA
This is a messenger RNA of Herpailurus yagouaroundi (jaguarundi), 3841 nucleotides long. RefSeq names its product zinc finger protein 786 (gene ZNF786). Bases 1225 to 3477 code for a protein of 750 amino acids. The transcript is spliced from 6 exons. The record is from RefSeq and is a predicted model, not a curated record. Gene Ontology annotation, molecular function: DNA-binding transcription factor activity, RNA polymerase II-specific; RNA polymerase II transcription regulatory region sequence-specific DNA binding. Lineage: Eukaryota; Metazoa; Chordata; Mammalia; Carnivora; Felidae. Gene Ontology annotation, cellular component: nucleus. Gene Ontology annotation, biological process: regulation of transcription by RNA polymerase II.